Molecule: messenger RNA, 1753 nt
Organism: Lactuca saligna
Lineage: Eukaryota; Viridiplantae; Streptophyta; Magnoliopsida; Asterales; Asteraceae
Source: the annotation of a GenBank genome assembly
AGGAACCACAUAAACCAAUUUUACGUUAUUUAUAAUUUCAUUCGUUUACCGUCCCAAAUGGGCUAUCAUGGUCAAGUCUUGGGCUUUCCUGCGGUGCAAAACGCGUCGGCUUAAAAUAUGUGGCAGAAUGCUAUUGGUUGAGACAAGUGGAAGCGCUCUCUCAUUGGUUACAUUUUCUCAAGACCACGUCGCAAAUAUAUUGACGCCUUGUGUAUGUAUAAACUCCGCCACUGCCGCGGUCCGAGAUUUCGACCUCAAGGAGUGUCUGAUCGCAGUAUGAUAGCCUGUGUGCAUUACUGCUGUUGCUUGUGAUUCUAGAGUCUCUUGUUUUCGGAGAAUUUAGGAGUAUAUACCAGACCUUUGAGAUUCUGAUCGCGUAGGGUUUAAUCUGCCCCAAUCUCCUUAAUGGCGCAUUGCAGAUCCAACUUCUUCUUCUUAAUCUAUUUAUCAAUCUUAUUGAUUGCUAAUGCCGCAAAAAGUUAUUAUGAUAUACUGCAAGUUCCCAAGGGUGCUUCCGACGAUCAGAUUAAACGGUCCUAUAGGAAGCUGGCCUUGAAAUAUCAUCCCGACAAGAAUCAAGGAAAUGAGGACGCUAACAAGAAAUUUGCUGAGAUUAACAAUGCAUACGAGGUGUUAUCCAACAGUGAGAAGAGGAGUAUCUACGAUCGAUAUGGCGAAGAAGGUCUCAAACAACAUGCUGCUGGUGGCGGUGGGGGCGGAGGAAUGGAUAUUCAGGACAUAUUCAAAUCGUUUUUUGGAGGUGGAGGAGACCGAGAAGAGGAGGAACGAGUGGCAAAGGGCGAUGAUGUAAUUAUUGACUUGGAUGCAACCUUGGAGGAUUUGUACAUGGGAGGGUCACUAAAGGUUUGGAGGGAGAAGAACAUUCUAAAGCCGGCUCCUGGUAAAAGACAGUGCAACUGUCGGAACGAGGUUUAUCACAGGCAAAUAGGUCCGGGAAUGUUCCAACAAAUGACAGAGCAGGUGUGCGAGCAGUGCCCUAAUGUAAAAUAUGAAAGGGAAGGGAACUUUAUCACUGUGGAUAUUGAGAAGGGAAUGCAAGAUGGCCAAGAAGUGGUCUUUUAUGAAGAAGGUGAACCAAUUGUAGACGGUGAACCUGGAGAUCUGAGGUUCCGUAUUCGUACAGCAACACAUGAAAGGUUUAGAAGGGAAGGCAAUAACCUUCACACAACUGCCACAAUAACUUUGGCACAAGCACUUGUUGGGUUUGAAAAAACUGUUACACACCUUGAUGAGCAUCUAGUGGAUAUUGGCACGAAGGGAAUUACAAAACCUAAGGAGGUGAGGAAAUUGAAAGGUGAAGGAAUGCCACUGCAUUAUAGCAAUAAGAAGGGUGAUUUGUAUGUUACAUUUGAGGUUCUUUUCCCUACAUCACUAACAGAUGAACAGAAGACAAAGAUCAAAGCUAUUCUUGGUUAGGUAUUUUACAUUAUACAUGUACGACAACAUCAUAUCCAAACGUAAAAUGAGUGGCAAGGCUUCUAUAGAUUAUUUAUUUAGAUUUUUGUCAUUAGCUUCUGGUUAUCUUUUUAUGCGUCCUACAUAUUUCAGGAUGCAGGACCUCCUUGUAGGUUACAACUUCUUUAUUAAAUUCCCAUUCUGUAAAAUUGCAAUAUAUUUUUCCUACUCUUUAGAAUAUAUUCAGUUCACUUACUUCCUGAUUUCACUUGGACAUGGGAUCCUAGAAAUAAAAAACGUAGUAGCCUUGGGGGGUGUUUGACAAUGAGUGUUUGAG